AUGGGGAAAGUCGACAAGAGCUGGGAGAAAACAGAAGAAUGGAUGCAGAAGCGUGCAAAGGCAAUAUGGGCGAAUCUUCAUACCAACCACCUCUGGCAGAGGAUGGUGAAAAACACUUUGGCAACGACCAUAGCUGUGAUCAUUGCUUUGGUUCCAGCUGUGGUUAGAGUAUAUGGUCCAGCGACCUACCUGCUUCCAAUCACAACCGUAUUCGGACACCCUGGACGACGAUUUGGAAUGAUGUUUGAAGCUCUGGUGCUUGCAACAUGUGGUACUCUCAUUGGGCUCGGAUGGUCAUUGUUAGGUGUAUACCUUUCUAGUCUUAUUCUACAAGAAAACGCUCCGGCGGCAUAUACAAUUCGUGGAGUUUUUCUAGGAUUUGCUCUGAUUUUUCAUGGUUUCGUACGUUCGAGUACACCACGUCUUUUCAUUCUUACGGUAUUGGAAAUUAUCGUUUCUGUAGUCAGUUUGACUGGCACAUCUCGAGGUGUAACCACGGCUUCUGCAACUGUCAUUCUGUACCCAAUUUUGAGUGCAGUAGCACUUUUGAUCCUGGUGAACAUCUUGGUUUUUCCCGAGUUUUCUAGUAGUUUUCUAGGGACCACAACCAUUGAAACCCUCAAAGAAACGGUUGAUACCUUGCGAGACGCUGGUACUUACUUUGUAAGCGUCAUCGACGAUACACAGAAAGUUGAAGACGAAUCUCCCUCUCAAGAAGAUUCCGAAAACUCUGUUGAUACCAAAGAAAAGUCAGAGCCUGCAAAAACCGUUAUUCAUGAACCUGUUUUCAGAAAGGUCCUUCGUAUAUUUGGUUAUUCAAAGGUUGGGACGAAGAGUAAUGAUGGUUCUUCGAAGAAAGUCACACUCAAAUCGCUUACGGAUCGAAAAGCGAAACUUCGGGCCAAGCUUGGGGGUUGCAAAGCAGCUCAGCAAGAGUGCAAUUUUGAAUUGGCUUAUGCUGUACUCCCACCAGAGCUCUUGAAGCCUAUAAGUGUCACAGCAAUGACUAAGCUCGUAGCAAACACUAUUGCACUCAUUGGCGCAUGUGAGAGUAAAUACGCCUUGAUGGGCGAUGAGAAUGACAAAAUUGAAUCGGACAUCACAGAGGCUGCUAAGGCUGCGGACGUAGAAAGCGAAAACUCAUCGUCUAAACAUUCCACCGAUGAGGAGGCAACUGAUAACGAACAUUCAAAGGAUAGGCGCCGUUCACCCAUUGAUGUUAAUGGCGGCAGAAAGUCAGAAAAGAACCAUGACGAAAAUGGGAAGAAGCAUCAUAAAGGCCUGAAGAGGAAGUCCACACUUCAGCAAGGUAAAGAGAAUCUCGAGCUCAUCAAACCUAAAAAGGAAAUUGAAUUUGGCGACGUCGAGCUCCUUCGAUAUCUGGUCGGUCGUAUCGCGGACCCCUUAAGAGAGCUACAAAAGACCAUCGAUGCAAGUGUUGGCGUCAUCACAUCGUGUUUAGCUUAUAGCUACGAUGUUCCCAAGCUGCCUCUUGGGGCUCCUACACCGGCUGGCAUACAGCUUCAGGAGAUAGAUAUAAGGAUUGAUGUAUUGACCGAUGCACUCACAGAGUUUGACAAAAAUUCUGCAGAAGCACUUCAGGGUGCUGCAUCAAUACGUGAUUUAGAGCACCUACAAGUCGAUGUCAUGCCCAGAAUGGAAACUUUCCUCAUCUCGUUGUUUCUGUUAAAUUUGAGACAAUCUGGUCUACAUACGUUAGAGAUGCUGCGGCACUCCCGAAUUGUCCUAGAAAGGCGUCAGGCCAGACACAAAUGGCGGCGUCUGUAUGCGCCACAAAUCAACUGGCGAAAAUGGCUUGCUUCUGGAGGAGAGGAAGACAUGCUCGCGCUGCCUGAUAACGCCCGAAAAGAGGUUCGAACUGGUAAAGUCAAUUCUGAUGAUGAAGACGGCUCGUCCUUCACGAGAAGUGAUGAUGGACUCCUGAGGAGGACUGAUCUAGAAUCAACCACUCCUCUAGAAGUCUCCGAGGAUUCUAGAAAUGGUGGUCCCAAACCUGACCGCAAGUUACAAAAGACUGCCCCAAAACCAAAACAACCAAAGAGCUUCAUCUCCCGGGCUCGUAACGGUUUAGCAGACAUUGUCGAGUAUCUGCAUGAUAGUGACGAUGUGAUAUACGCUAUCAAGCUCGCAGUUGCCGUUUAUCUGGUCACUUGGCCAGCCUUUGUUGCAAGCUGGAAUACAUGGUAUUCUUUGAACCGUGGGCUAUGGGCAGCAUUGCAAUUGGUACUUAUAACAGAAGUAGCUAUAGGGACGUCGGUAUGGACGUUUCUCUUGAGAGCUUUUGGCACCUCGCUAGGUUGUCUCUGGGGAUACGCAGCUUACCAGGCUGGCAGUGGGAACCACGUCGUUCUUGUGAUUCUUUUAGUCGUUGGCAUCAUCCCCUCCGCAUAUGUACAACUUGGAAGUCAGUACGUCAAAGCGGGUAUGGUAUCAAUCAUUUCCAUGUGUAUUGUCUGCCUCGCUACCACUUCUAGGACUGUCCCUGGUACGGCCACAGAAAACUACUUGAAGCGGUUCAUUGCAUUUCUUAUCGGUGGAGUUGUAGCUUUGAUAGUUCAAUUCACUUUCGUUCCCGUGAAGGCUCGGGAUAGACUGGUUGAGUCGUUGGCGGCAUCCAUUACUCAGAUCAUUGAGAUGGAGGCUUGUCUGGCGUAUGGUGUUGAGACAGUAAAUAAUGUCGACGUUCACUCAACAGCUGUGACAGAAAGAUUCGAUCAGGCAAAGGCAAAAGCUCAAGGUGCUCUUGCUGCUGCCGACACUUUCCUACCUUUCUGCGCAAAUGAGCCUCGCUUAAAGGGUUCAUUCAAAGGUCUCGCUCUCGUCUACGCAGAGAUAUCGUAUGUCCUACAUGCGAUUGUGGAUAGAAUGGAUAACAUGAUUCAUUUACGAUAUGAAUACGGAUCAGGAGUUUUGGAGGAGCUCAAUGCCCAAGUAUAUGCAUAUCGACGCAAUGUAGCAGGAGCUAUUACGAUCGUUCUUUUUGCAGUACAUGAGGCACUUACAACUAAGCUGCCCCUUCCUCAAUUCUUACCCUCUCCUCGGCUUUCUCAUCUUCGAAUGGUUAAUCGCGUGAGAGAGGUAGUGCUCGGAAAGCAAGCCGAAGUAACGCAAAACGGGGAAGACAUCUUACAGUCCGCCAUGGAAGUAUCGAUGGUCAAGCGUGUCAUCCGUCAAAAGUUUCUAUCAUGGAACGCGGCAAGUGCUGGACAAAUUGAAGUAAUCGAAUUCUUAGAAGAAUUAAUCGACCUGGCUAAACUUUUGGUUGGCGCGAACGAAUUCCGCAAUGGAAUGCUCACAAGACCAACAUAUCGAGAAUACAUCGAGCGCAUGGACAAAACCGAGCAAACAUGGCAGCAUCACACAGGUAAUGCUUCGCGGACGGGCGAAGCCGCUGAGAACGACGCAGACACGGAUAAGGACGAAGCAUUGGACAUCAUGCCAGAGCCAGCGACUCAACAAACUUCUCCUCCUCAACUAAGGAAAAGACCAACGUUUUCACGUAGAAUUAGUGCUAGCGAUGGGAAGAAACAGGAAACGGACGAGGAGAAGCUCGAGAAACAGAGACUGGCUAAUUGUGAAGAACUUCCGAGGUCAUUGCAGAGAGUGAGAUCACGAAGGAUUGAGGAGAUGAAUUUGCAGAGGUAUGGGAGUAAUGAGGAGGGGAAAGUGAAGAGCGAGAAGCGCCCGGAGUAA
Molecule: messenger RNA, 3714 nt
Organism: Glarea lozoyensis ATCC 20868
Lineage: Eukaryota; Fungi; Ascomycota; Leotiomycetes; Helotiales; Helotiaceae
Exons: 1
Coding region: 1-3714 (1237 amino acids)
Source: RefSeq, a predicted model, not a curated record